Messenger RNA from Bactrocera oleae (olive fruit fly), 1570 nucleotides. RefSeq lists its product as uncharacterized. NCBI's taxonomy places the organism in Eukaryota, Metazoa, Arthropoda, Insecta, Diptera, Tephritidae. The record is from RefSeq and is a predicted model, not a curated record.
GGAAACGGUCAUAUUCUAAAUUUCAGAUCGAUAUCUACAAAACUGAGACUAGUGCGCGUACAUAUAUAUAGACAGACAGACGGACAUGGCUAAACCGACUCAGCUUGUCACGUUUUAAAUACAUAUGUACAUAUAUUAUAGUGUAUACGAAGUUUCCUUCUGGGCGUUACAAACUUCGUGGCAAAUUAAUAUACCCGGUUCAGGGUAUAAAAAUUAUGCUACACCAACUUCUCUUACAUGAAAUUUUUGUCAAUCAAAAUUUUUUUUGUAUUCCACUUUUAUCAAACUCAUAUUUAAAAAUUAUAAAUAAAAAAUAUUAUUUUCUAUCUGGUUUUUCUAGCAAAAAAUUCUUGCAUAAUACAAAAUAAAAUUUAAAUUGUAAAAAAUAUUGCAAAAUUUUUAGUAAUAAAUUAAAAUAGUGUAGCCGUUACUUAGAACUAAAACGAAAAAUUUAGCAAAAUGCUUGUAACCACCUACCAACACGACUACGUGCCACCCUACACCAAACGCUAUGAAUUUGUCAAGAAGCUAGACAAAGCAGAAAAGGAGAAGGAAGAGUGUCAAUGCAUCGACACAGCAAAAAUCGAGGUGCCCAAAGCCGCGCAGGACAAGUGCGAAAGCACUGCAGAAUGGACAGGCAUUGCACCGAUGGGACGACUCAUCGAUCCACGUAUCAUACCGACAAAACUGACACCCGAACAAGCCGACAACUUAGCCAAAGAUACGGAUGCCGAUUGCUUUAAGGCGCAACCGAAUCGUUUUCUGCAAAUAUUGCGCACCGCCUAUCCCGAUUUGUAUGAUCGCCUAAAGGAAAUGCCUAAAGAUGAGCUGAAUAGACGUUUGGAGCGUCAACGGCUCUUCACCACGUAUCAAAUUGAUUAUUGUAAUAUGAAUGAAUAUCCGGAAGGUAUAUAUGAGAGUCUCAAAGAGAAGGAUGAUACUGCUAAACUCAACGCAACAAAAUUGCUGCAGAAGGAAGGCGCUUGUGAUGUCUUCCGCGCCAAUGUAAUGAAGGAAUUGGACAAUCAAACACGCAAUCCGACCAUCACAGAUCCCUGCGAGCAUGCGUACAAGCCGUUCAAGAUCUCCUUUACGGACAGUGCGCGUUUCAUCAAUAGCGGCAAUAAUUCGCAUUGGCGCAGCAAAGCGUUUGUCACGCGCACCAACUUCUCCGAGUAUAUGGAAACGAUUAGCCGCAAUGGUUGUGUUAUUAUGAAAAAUAAUAUACAUGAUCACAGCAAGUGCGGCAGUAAUGGCAAACACUGCCGUCAUCCGCUGCUGAAUGUUUGCAUAAAUCAUGUACGAUGAGCAAAGUGGACGGAAUGCUUGCUGAAACUCAAGUUUGUAACGUGUUUUAUUUUUAUUUACUUUAUAUGCUUGAUAAGUGUCAGCAGUGUUGUCACUAUUGUCGAAGAGCCAGUGAAUAUUGUUUGGUAUGCAGCUGGGUUAAUGCAAACUUGCGGUAUAAUUAUUACGUACAUAUGUAAACUGCUGGAUAAUUAAGUUGCAAUUACACUACAGUGCUCAAUGUUAUGGCACCAAAUAAAUUUAUAGUCAAACAUUUAGUAAA